GGAAGUUCUCAACGGCCCUUUUUUGCUAUAUCCAAGAUUCACCCUUCGGAACGAAAUGCCUCACGACUCUCCGAUCUUGUACCUCAUCCGCCACGGCGAAAAGCCUCCAAAGGAGGCAGACGGAGACGACAGCCCCGGCCUCGCCACCCAAGGAAUCGAACGCGCCCAGGGGCUUGUUCAGGUCUUCGGUCGCAGCAGCCCGUACGACAUCGGGUACAUUAUCGCGCAGAAACCCAAGUCAGAUAACCGGCAAACCCGCCCGUUUUUGACCGUUCAACCCCUGGCGGAGUCUCUGCAGCCGUAUAACGUGCCCUUCAAUUACCUCAUCGACAGGGAUCACGUCGACAAGGUCGCGGACGCGGUGCAUGACUACAUCAAAGGCAAGGGGGAAUUUGUGGGGGAGGGGAAUGUACUGAUUUGCUGGGAACACGAGACGCUGGAGAAGAUUGCGAAGGCGCUUGGUGUGGAGGAUGUGCCGGACUACCCUGGCAAAAGAUUCGAUAUCAUCUGGACAAUUAAGGCGCCAUAUAAGAAGAUUGACAGCAUCACGUCAGAAAACGUUCCAGGGCUGGACGAUCACUCAGAGAACCCAUCAUGAGUCCCCGAUGACUAUUUGCGGGGGGUGAUGCUGUGGGCAAAGUGCUCGAGGCAGUGGAGAUAUAUGCGCAAAAGUAUUCUUUUCAAUUUCGAGUCUAUGCAAAGAUCAUUUUGACUUCUCCAGACACGGCUGAGAAGAAAGGUCCACCAGAGGAUAUACGUGUUUGGUCUAGUCACGUGAACUGCUCAGCCUUGUCAAGGGAAUCUAGUUUCGCUGGUGAACAGGACUGGCAAAGAGGUCAAAUAUAACCAAUCAUAUAUAUCUCAUCGUUUC
This is a messenger RNA of Cladophialophora immunda, 871 nucleotides long. RefSeq lists its product as uncharacterized. Bases 56 to 598 code for a protein of 180 amino acids. NCBI's taxonomy places the organism in Eukaryota, Fungi, Ascomycota, Eurotiomycetes, Chaetothyriales, Herpotrichiellaceae. The transcript has 4 exons. The record is from RefSeq and is a predicted model, not a curated record.